AUGUCUCUCCGCGAUAUCAGGAAAUCAAUGAAGGACGAUCCAAACGGAAAGUGCAUAACCAUGUUAGGCUGGGACGGCGUGCUUCGCAUCUUUGACGCAGAACGGAAUAUUCUCGAUGCAGUUGGCCUCAACCCGGCCCAGAUCAGAGAAUACUACGAUGGUCUACCGAUGCAUGAGAGAUUUCUCACCGCCGACGGCCGCAACGUUUCGCAUUGGAAAAUGUUCCACCCUGAUGCGGAAAAUAUUCCUAGGAAGCCGACAGAGGAGGAAAUUGCUGAGACGAACGCCAGGUUCGAGGAGUUGAGAAGGCGCGGACUCACAUGCUGUGGAUCAGGCAAGUCAGCAGACGAAGGGGAAUCGAAGCCGUAG
Messenger RNA from Thyridium curvatum, 369 nucleotides. RefSeq lists its product as uncharacterized. Bases 1 to 369 code for a protein of 122 amino acids. NCBI's taxonomy places the organism in Eukaryota, Fungi, Ascomycota, Sordariomycetes, Thyridiales, Thyridiaceae. The record is from RefSeq and is a predicted model, not a curated record. The transcript has a single exon.